This is a messenger RNA of Cyanistes caeruleus (blue tit), 1624 nucleotides long. The record is from RefSeq and is a predicted model, not a curated record. Lineage: Eukaryota; Metazoa; Chordata; Aves; Passeriformes; Paridae.
UCACCGCCGCGGAGGAGGCUGGAGGAGGCCGGCUGGGCCGCGCUCCAGUGCACGGAGGAAUGCGGUGACCACUUGAAAGUCUGCUCACAAGGCUACACAUGCUGCUCUCAAGAAAUGGAGGAGAAGUACAGUCAGCAGAGUAAACAUGACUUCAGAAAUGCUGUCGUAGAGCUUAGCAAUCACCUACAAAACAUGUUUAGUUCCCGAUACAAGAAGUUUGAUGAAUUCUUCAAAGAGCUCCUGGAGAACGCUGAGAAGUCUCUGAAUGACAUGUUUGUGCGGACGUACGGCCGACUGUACAUGCAGAACUCGGAGCUCUUCAAGGACCUCUUUGUGGAGCUGAAGCGCUACUACGUGGGCGGCAACGUCAACCUGGAGGAGAUGCUCAACGAGUUCUGGGCGCGCCUGCUGGAGCGCAUGUUCCGGCUGGUCAACCCCCAGUACCACUUCACGGACGAGUACCUGGAGUGUGUCAGCAAGUACACGGAGCAGCUGAAGCCCUUCGGGGAUGUGCCGCGCAAGCUCAAGCUGCAAGUGACGCGAGCCUUCGUGGCCGCCCGCACCUUCGCGCAGGGCCUGGCCGUCGCCAGGGAUGUCAUCAGCAAAGUGUCUGCGGUAAACCCCACGCCGCAGGGUACGCGAGCGCUGCUGAAAAUGAUGUACUGCCCACACUGCCGAGGUCUAGUGUCAGUAAAGCCCUGCUACAACUACUGCUUUAAUGUCAUGAGAGGCUGCUUGGCCAACCAAGGGGACUUGGAUGCCGAGUGGAAUAUCUUUAUGGAUUCGAUGCUGCUGGUAGCAGAGAGGCUGGAGGGACCUUUCAACAUUGAGUCUGUCAUGGACCCCAUUGAUGUGAAAAUUUCAGAUGCGAUCAUGAACAUGCAGGAGAACAGCAUGCAGGUGUCUCAGAAGGUUUUCCAGGGCUGUGGCCAGCCAAAAACACUUGCCCAAGGCCGGACUGCUCGCUCUGUCUCUGAAAGUAGUUUCAGUGCUCGUUUCAGACCCUACAACCCAGAGGAGCGACCAACAACAGCUGCUGGCACGAGCUUGGACCGACUGGUUACUGAUGUGAAAGAGAAGCUGAAACAAGCCAAAAAAUUUUGGUCAUCUCUUCCUGGCAACAUUUGCAAUGAUGAAAAGAUGUCUGUAGGCACUGUCAAUGAGAACGAGUGCUGGAACGGGAGCGCCAAGAGCAGGUAUGACUUUGCAGUGACUGGAAAUGGCUUAGCAAGUCAAGUGAAUAACCCAGAGGUUGAAGUUGACAUUACCAAACCAGACAUGGUGAUUCGCCGGCAAAUCAUGGCUCUGCGGGUGAUGACCAACAAGCUGAAGAAUGCCUACAGUGGGAAUGAUGUUGACUUCAUUGACAUAAGUGAGGAGAGCAGCGGGGAGGAGAGCGGCAGCGGCUGCGAACUCCAGCAGUGCUCCCCGGAGUUCGAGUUCAACGCCACCGAGGUCACUGGGAACUCCAACAAGAGUGACAAGACCGUGAACACUUCUGCUGCCACCAGAAGCGGUCUAUCACAAGCAGCCUUGCUCCUUAGCAUUUUGUUCUUGGCCAUGCAAAGACAAUGGAGAUAAUUGUGCAGCAUAGGGGGAGGGGAAAAGACUUUUAUUAUCAGAG